Rotaria sp. Silwood1 is the source of this 213-nucleotide messenger RNA. The record is from the annotation of a GenBank genome assembly. Lineage: Eukaryota; Metazoa; Rotifera; Eurotatoria; Philodinida; Philodinidae.
AUGAAAUAUAUUAAAGAAUCAGCACAAGUUGAUGAAUCAACUAGAAGUGUUAAUAGAGGAUAUUCACGUAGUAGUAAUGAACCAGUAGGUAGUGGAAGCUAUACUAGAAAUCGAAAUUCUGAACGAUCGAAUGCUUAUUUUAAAUGUAAGUAUUUUCAAUUUUUUUCUAUGAAGUUAAAAACAAAAAAAAAAUCUAGUGGUGAUCGUGAAUAA